Pseudozyma flocculosa PF-1 is the source of this 840-nucleotide messenger RNA. RefSeq lists its product as uncharacterized. The transcript is spliced from 4 exons. NCBI's taxonomy places the organism in Eukaryota, Fungi, Basidiomycota, Ustilaginomycetes, Ustilaginales, Ustilaginaceae. The coding region runs from base 1 to 840 and encodes 279 amino acids. Gene Ontology annotation, cellular component: nucleus. Gene Ontology annotation, biological process: mRNA splicing, via spliceosome. The record is from RefSeq and is a predicted model, not a curated record. Gene Ontology annotation, molecular function: RNA binding.
AUGGGCAAUUCGGAUGCCUCCGCGGCGACAGGCGGAAAUGGCGUCACAUCGAAGCAGUCCAAGUCGGUCGAGCGGUCCCUUAAGACGGAUGAGCUCCCCGCAGCUCCGCUUCCAGCCUCCGAAGUGCAAACACGGACGAAGGCGUCAUCGUCGACGAUGAGCGAUGACGAGCUCCGUGCUUUUGACUACUUGGACACUGCUCAGAAUGCCUGUCUCCUGUGUCAACGGAAGCUCAAAAGCCUCGACGUCCUGCGUCGGCACGAAAAGGAAUCAGCAUUGCACGAGGACAACCUGCGGAACCUCGAUACUUGUCGCGCUGGCGUCGAUCGGAAGCUAUCGCAGGAUGCUGGCCUCGAAACUUCGUCCCAAAGCAGUGCAUCCGCCGGGUUUGCUCCGAUCGGGGCUGCUAAAGACGCGAGCGGAACACCAGCGUCCAAGUACCGCGACCGUGCCUUGGAGAGGAGGGCGGUGUUUGGUACCGACUCGACGCCAGCGUUCAAAAAAGCGAGCUUCCAGGCGAAAUCAUACGAGGGCCCGGUCGCGACCGACGUACCGAAAAGCGACGAGCCGGAAAUGCCUGUCGAGAAGGAGAUCGACAGCAGCAACAUCGGCAGCAAGAUGCUCGCGAUGAUGGGCUGGAGCAAGGGCCAGGGCCUCGGAGCCUCCGGACAGGGCAGGACAGGCAUCGUCGAGACCAAGAUCUACGCCAAGGGCGCUGGAUUGGGCAGCGCCACGCCGAGCCAGACGCAGCCGGUGCCGGGGGCGGGUCACAAGGCGUACGUCUCCGCAGCCAAAGAUGGAGCGCGGGAGCGGUACAAUACCGAGCCGAAGGAGCCAUAG